Messenger RNA from Numida meleagris (helmeted guineafowl), 5623 nucleotides. It is a transcript of the gene MRPL14, whose product is annotated as mitochondrial ribosomal protein L14. Gene Ontology annotation, molecular function: structural constituent of ribosome. Gene Ontology annotation, biological process: translation. The transcript has 3 exons. NCBI's taxonomy places the organism in Eukaryota, Metazoa, Chordata, Aves, Galliformes, Numididae. Bases 4870 to 5346 code for a protein of 158 amino acids. The record is from RefSeq and is a predicted model, not a curated record. Gene Ontology annotation, cellular component: mitochondrion; ribosome.
CCGGCGUCCGGGGGUGACUGUGCGGGAGCGGCUGUCCUGUUGCCGUCGGUGCUGGAGGCCGCUGAUCCUUAGGCCUUCCGGGCAGGCCUGGCUGCGGCCUGCGGGCGGCCUUGUGCGGAUGCCGCUCGCGCCGACCCUGAGGGCCUGGGAGGAGGGAAGCGCAGAGGCUGCUCUGGCGCUUGCACGCGGCCGCUGUCUUCCCCCAGAGCACUUUCUUUGUUUCAGGAUUCUUUCGGGCCUGUGCUGCCGGGAUUACGCUCGUGUGGGUAUGAGUAGUCACAUGGCACGGUCGAAGUGGGAUUCCUGUGCCCUGACAAGCGCAGCGUGGGGCAACUGACAGGUGUUGCUGUGUGGCACGGGGACUCGGGAAGUGUGCGCACAGCCUGGGCCCUGCUGGUUACCCGCCAAAAAAUUCCUUUGGAGGAACUCCCUUCCUUUUGAAGGGAGCCCCUAUCUUUCAUCUUUCUGUGGACAUCUGACCUAGGUCAGUGGUUCCUGACUAUUUUUUUUUUUUAAUGGUUGAGCCACUGCACCCCACCUUCUCCUUCUUGCCUGACUCCUUCUCCCUGCCAUAACACUUCAGUGCUUUCUGGUCGGUGAUUGCAUCUUGCUGGCUGGGACUUGGUUACCCAGGUUAGGGCUGGAAACAGGAUGUGGGCUUGUGGCUUGCUGUCUGUGGUCCUGUUCUGAGACCUCAGUGCUUCUAGAAGUAGUAGAUGCAACCGAGAGGAGGUAGUAGCAAUGAGUUAGGGGACUGCAGGUGGUUCUCUCAAUUUGCGUGUGACUCCAAAAGACCCUAACAAGGAGGGGUUGUGCCUCCAUCCCCACAGACCACAUCAGUGCUUCUGGGUUUGGAUACCUACUCUGCCACCCCUUUCCUUUGACCUUAGGAAAUUCUCUCUGUAGCUUGAUUUCCUACAGGUACGCUGGAAACAAUCCAUUAUUCCGUUAUUUUAGUACAGCACUGUGAAUAUGAACGUACAUAAUGGAUUACUGUGCUUGGAUACUGGAACAGGAAUAAGUACCUUAGAGCUGGGACUUCUCAAUAUUAAAAAUACUUAAAAUAGGUUUUCCAUUAAAAGGAUUGAGCUCUUUUUAUUUGCUUUUCCUGAUUGUGCAAAUGAGGUUAGCGUGUUUCACUGGAGAACUGUUAACAGAUGUACCUGCAAUGAGUCGCUCUUGGUAACUUGGAUCAAUAAAUAUCCUGUUUAAUAGCUAAUCCUAUUCAUAAACAGAAUUCAUGAGGACUUAAUUCCUCUUUGUGAAUUUGGCCUUUCUGCCUGUCAUUAGUGCAAAACCAUUUAUGUCUUGGUAAUGGAUAUCUUGUGUAUUUUUAACGCAGCCAAGCCCUUAAUCACAUCACUUCCUUUACGAGGAGGGCCGUGAAUGGAUCAAGCCCCACAGCUCUCUGCUGCCUCUUGCAGCGCACCCUGGCAGACAUUCCGUAAAUAAACCCGCAGUGCCCGAGUAGGGGUUUAGGUAUUUGCAUUGCGCGUAUUGUCUUGGACUUAUUUCCUGCAUUUUAAGGAUGGAUGACAGAUGCAGUUCAAAUCUUUGUGGUGCCCAGAGCAUGUCUUUUUUCAUCUCUUAGAAUGCUGGCCCCCACUAUUAGAUGGUUCAGAUCACUGCUGUUAAGGAUAUUUUUUUCCUGUUUCAUUUUGUAUUUUGACAGCAGCUUUUGGUUGCUUGGCCUCAGGACUUACUUUGCACAUCCGCUAAUUCUCCCUGUGGCCUGUUUGUUUGUGUGGGUGAGUUACUAGCAGAAAUAGAAACAAGUGAAUGAUUGUGGAACUACAGGUCUUCACGGGGCAACAGGGAGCAAACGUCAUUUCCGACUUCUCAUUAAAAAGGAAAGUAGGAAAGUGAUACUGGAUUGCUAGCUAAUAGCACUAUUUAAAAGUACUUUUAUUCUAGGAUGCAGGUGAGGUAAGAAUGACAUCUUGACUGGAUUUUAGGCUGUACACCAUUGAUUAAAAACUUGGUCAGAGCCAUUUCACUGUUCCACUGAGUGUUCAGGCAAAGAUGUUUUUAGUGCUCCCAUGACUAUAUUAGUAGAGCAGAUUCAUACUGAGUGUUGUGAAAUGCACCUGUGCGUUUUGCUGGAAUGGAAGAGAUUCUUGUCGGAAUCUCUUGAGGUGCUCUCCCAGUGUAAGUCUGUGUUGCCAGUGAAAGGAGAUGUGCCAGUGUUCUGCCACAUCUUCUUGCUCUAGCAUUCAUGCGGCUGCAUGACGAACUGGAGACUGACAAGGCUGCAAACAGUACUGACUGACAUGAAUGGUGGAGCCAGCGUAAGGGAAGUGAUGGAAAUGUGUGUUGCGGGGACACAGGACUCCUUUGUUAGUACUGUGUGCCCUGAUGUGGGCUUAAAGCGCGUAUGUAAUUCUGCCUUCCUUAUCUGGAGGAUGUCCUUGCUUCGUAUCAGCUCCCUGAGGUGGUCUACUCGUGUGUUUGCAUGCGUUUUACGAAACUGUUGUAUGCGGCCUGCUUCUCUUAUCUGGGAUGAAAUUUUACAGAAUUCCUCCGUUCAAAAACCACUUUAGCCUGCAGUAAAUAUAAAUCACUUCUUUAAUCUUCUGGGAAAAUGGUGAAUGUAGUAGGUUUAAUAUGGCACUUGAAAAUGGUGCAGUGGGUAAAUAACUUCCAGAAGUCUGAAAGUGAUGAAGAGUCCCUUUGUGGUGUGAUUUUUUGAACUUGAUGUCAGUCUAUUGCAUUGGAUGUGGUAAUGCUGAAGGGCCCUUGAGAUGGGAAGGGAGUGUUUGCCAUAGCGGGUUAUUGCGUGUUCAGACUGACUCAGUGAAGUAGAAAUUGGGUCACCCCAAUGGGUAUUUGAUUAGCUGACUCCUCCCCCUUUUCUGAAUCUGAACUCGAUCUGAAGUCUGCGUGAAUUUUUAACUGGUUUGUGGAAGUGGGGAGAAGCCAAGUGCCUCUAAGAUAUGGAUUUCAAGAAGUUGAGUCUCUCCAAUCAUGAGAUAGAGCCACUGCUAGAACUGAGGUGCUGUUUAAUACUACUCUUGCCUAGCAUGAGCAACUUUGAAGUUAAUCCUCUUUGAGUAGGAAAAUGGACUAGAUGACCUCCAGAAGUCCCCUCCAAGAUAAUUCCUUGAUCAGAAGCAUAUUAGUGGCUAAAUGCAAAGCAGCAGUGUUGUUUUCCCUGUCUGGGCUACGGCAGAGUGCACUCCUCCACCAGCUGGGCAAUACCAACAGCAGACUUCCUUGGAGAUCCUGCACAUUUGCUCGUGCUUGGUGGUUACGGGGAUGCUCUUGCCAUAUGACUGAGCAGUGAAGUUGGAUAAGAGACCACAAUCAGAGAUUGACCUUUGGGGCCCCAAGCAUGUGCUAAGCGCAGCCUUCUUCAGAAGGUGUGAGACAACAUCAGCACUGGAAAGGAGAGGGCUUUCAUCUGUGUAAUAGUGUUCUGCCUUUGGCAUCAGCUCUGAGCUCUUGUGCGGCAGUGAAUGACUUCUCUGCCCUUUCGAGUUUAGUUUGGUCUUAGCUCCUCCACAGAGGGCAAAACGAAGGGCAGAGGAGAUCAGGUGCCCGUUCCCAGCCACAGAGGGACUAAGGUAGAACUGGGCCAGGUGGAGAAGUGCUGGAACCAGACCCAAAGGGUCGGCUGUUCCUUUCUGGAAGGGAAGCUGGCUUGUUCCAAGAACUAGGGGUAUGAUUCAUUGUCCAGAAACCCACUUGCACCCUUCCUUGCGUGCUGGGCUUUGUGCCACGGAAGCAUUCUUCCCUCUGCCCUGCCCUUGCUCAUUGGAAAUAUUCUGUUUACUCAAUUCCGAACAGGAUGCUGCAUUCCAAGUAAUCAAUCAUUCAAAGUUUCUUAGUUUAUGACACAUCUUAAUAUACUGAGGAAUAAUUCCUAGCAGCAAAGGGAUACUGAGUCAUGUGGAAAAAUAAACAGUCCUUGGACACUUUAAACUGUUGAUGCUUCACUUGGUAGUUCUGUAACUUCAAACCUUCACUGCUGCCACAGGGUAGAAACAAGCGGUGACUCCUCCCAAGACUAGGUAGUGAGCUCAGGGUUUAGGCAGCACUUUGGGGCUCUGACACGCGGCCUUGAGCAUGCUGAGCUGGUUGCGGUGUUGCUGUCCCUCCGACAGUGGGCAGAGCAUGUUCCUGUGCCUGCCCUGCAGCCCAAGCUCGGGAGCCAGCAGGAUUCUCUGUCAGCCUGGUGGUGGAGGCGAUGGUGGGCUCCCCAGAACGCACCUCUCAGAGCCAGUAGAGAGGCCAACUCACCACUGCUGCUAGUUUAGGUCUUCUGGAGGGCUCUGAGGCCUUAGUGUGCUGCUGGAGGAUUUAAGAGCAUUCUUACUAGCUGGGUUUGAGUUUUGCACUGGGAAACAAUACAGCCGAGUGCAGAACAGGACACGGGCUGUCCUCCCUGCUGGCACAGGGUGUAGGAUUACAGCAAGGGAGCUAAGCUGGAGUUGUGUAGCAAUCCUAGCAGCAAGGCCAGGUAAUCAGGCCUUGAUAGCCAGCAACGCUGUAAAUACUGCAGGGCCUUGUUAUUGUUAGGCUUGCACAUUUAGGUGAGGCACUGUUGCAAAAAUACAGCCUCUCUGGGGUCUUGUUUUGGAGAGGGAGUGGUACAGGUGAGCUCUGAACGGAUACCCCGAGUCAUCUGGAGACUUCAUCUUCUGCCCAACAGAAAUGUGGGUUUGUUAUCAACGCUUACAUUUAGUCGAUUAUAGCUGUUAUCUGUUCCAAACCUGCCUGGCUGAUGGCUGAGAUGGUUUGUCACAUAUUGGAGAAUGCGUGCUUCGCUCAAGGAGUGCUGCUGCAGAAUUGCUGUGGUGCAUAUUCCCAGUACUUCUCAUCCUGUUGUCAGCGAUGCUUGGUCUCUAGGACAGUUGUGAAUCCUAAAACAUGCGCACGUCCCCAGGGAGGCUUACCAGAAUCCAAAUGGCUCUCUUGCACAGGCGGUUGGGAUUUUCCUUAACGCAUCUGAGCAGCACAAUCAUCCAGCGACACUUCAGUGUCAGUGGAGCAUGCCGAGCAAUACAGAAACUUACUCGCGUGCGAGUGGUGGACAACAGUGCCUUGGGAAACGCGCCAUACCACCGGCCACCAAAGUGUAUCCACGUGUAUAACAAGACUGGAGUUGGCAAAGUAGGAGAUAAGAUCCUUCUGGCUAUCAAAGGAGAAAAGAAGAAGGCUUUGAUUGUAGGACACAAGAUGCCUGGUCCUCACAUGACACCUAGGUUUGAUUCUAACAAUGUGGUACUCAUAGAAGACAAUGGAAAUCCAUUAGGAACUAGGAUAAAAACACCCAUACCUUAUAUCCUGCGGCAGAGAGAAGGAGAGUUCUCCAAAGUAUUGGCCAUUGCCCGCAAUUUUGUAUGAGAGCUAAGAAAGAUUUCUGGCACUCCUGUUCAUAUUCUUUCCUACAGUAGCUAUUCCUUGGUCCUUUUCUUGAAAAAGGUGAAACAUGAAGAAGUUGAGGUUCAUUAAGAGUCUCUCUUCCUGUUUAUGAAAUACAAACAGCUACUUUCAAUACUGAAAUGCCUUGUUUUUCUUCAGAAGAGAAAACAGCAUGUUUGGGAAGUGCUCCUUUACUCAUAGUGCUCUGCUGGUGUUACUUUGAUCUCCAGUUAUUAAAGUAAGAACGUGAAAAUCCUUA